Molecule: messenger RNA, 2323 nt
Organism: Maniola jurtina (meadow brown)
Lineage: Eukaryota; Metazoa; Arthropoda; Insecta; Lepidoptera; Nymphalidae
Product: gastrula zinc finger protein XlCGF57.1-like
Exons: 4
Coding region: 297-1712 (471 amino acids)
Biological process (GO): regulation of transcription by RNA polymerase II
Cellular component (GO): transcription regulator complex; nucleus
Molecular function (GO): RNA polymerase II transcription regulatory region sequence-specific DNA binding; DNA-binding transcription factor activity, RNA polymerase II-specific
Source: RefSeq, a predicted model, not a curated record
AGCAAAAAAAGAUGAUUGUGAUGUAAAGUGCUUUUUUUUUCUGGUGAAAUGAAUAUUAUUUUACUUGAGCCCUGUGCUGUAUAAAUAAUAGUGAAUUUUGAUUUUAUUGAGCCUUCAUUACUGAUAAGAAAUUAUUGGAAGACAGAGAAGGUGCAACUUUGUGUAAAAAAUAAUUUUUGUGUUCUAUCCAAUGUGUUCAAGUUAUAUUAAACGUGUUAGUUAGUGAUUCGUAAACUUUUUUACUAAAAGAACUACCAAGUGUAACAAGUGACCCAUGUGAACUAAAAACCUUCAAGAUGGAGGACACGACCAAGCAGCCAAGCCUCAACACAGGCCUCAUAGUACCCAAAGAGGAGAUCAUAGAGAAUGUAGAAAUAACUUACGAAGACGACUGUGAAGACAGCAAAGAGUUUAUUGUGCCUAAGGAAGAGUUGUCAAACUCCAGCCUACACCUAGAAGAUGAAUAUGACCAAACUGUGAUGCCUAUCAAAACUGAACUGACGUUGAGUAAAGAGAUCAGUCAGAUACGGAGUCAACAAGAGAUGCUGGAGCAGGGGGAGUCUUCGGGAUACGUAGAGAUUAAGAGCUCACGCCGCCGCCACGUCCACCUGCACGUGGAGACGGAGCGAGUUAUCGAGGAGGUGCGGCGGCGCCCGGCGCUGUGGGACCUGUCGGAUGCGCUGUACAAGGACCGCGACGCGCGGGCGCGCCUGUGGGUGGAAGUGUUCGAGGAGCUGUUCCCGGGGUAUGCUGAUGAGGAGGAGCAUCGCCAGAAGGACAUUGAGAAAAUGGUGCAACAGCGAUGGAAAACGGCACGAGAUGCUUACAUCCGCUGCAGGAACAUAAUCAAGAACAACUCCUCAUCAGAAAGUGGCAGGAAGAAGGUGUACGUGUACUUCGACGACAUGAGGUUCCUUGAUAAGAAGCACUUGGCUCAAGACGACAGCUGUGACAAUCACCAAGCUAUUCCAACCGCAAGCAAUAUAGAUGCACCCAGCAAAUCCAAUCAUGAAGUACAGGGAACAUCAAAUCGUUAUACACAAACGGCAAAUCGUGGUUCAACGUCAAAUUGUGAUACAUCAACGCCGAAACGUGACACGUCAACGUCAAAACGUGAUACAUCAACGCCAAAACGUGAUACAUCAACGCCAAAACGUGAUACGUCAACGUCAAAACGUGAUACAUCAACGCCAAAACGUGAUACGUCAACGUCAAAACGUGAUAAAACAACGCAAAAUCUUGAUACGUCAAAUCGUGAUUCUAGUAUGUCAAAUCAUAGAGCCAGUACUUCAAAACGAGAUACAUUGGCCAUGUAUGAUACACCUGGACCGUCAAUUGAUACACAAACGUCAAAUGAUACACAAAAUAUAUCAAAUCAGGAUUCACUCCCGCCAAAAAGCACUUUGAAUGACGACACAGCAUCACAAAGAGUUUUUACAGAAAAUCAUCCAAACAAACGUCUGAAGAAGGGUCAAAGGAAACGAAAACAAGCAGGCACGGAUUUUGAAAAAGAAAUGCUCACUAUGUUCAGGGAACACACGAAACUUUUUCAAAACGAUGACCUAACUUUCUUCAUGUCUCUAUUACCGAUUACUAAGGCGUUUACAAAUCACCAGAAAUUGGUUUUUCGGUCCGAAAUACUCAAAAAGGCAAUGGAAAUCGAGAAUAUGCACAAUCCUUAUGAAACAAAACCUGAUUCAUCCCAUUCAUAAUCUAAUUUUGACUGCUGUUGCAUACAACAUUUAUAGCUCGUUCACACAGGCUGCGUAAGCGUAGACGUAGCGUGUACCAUUGCGUUGUAAUGUAUGGAGCUGUAUGAAAUAUGGCACACCGCUUGCGUAAAGCGUGGACGUAUGCGUAACCCGGUGUGUUAGGGGUUUACGCGUGUCACUACGCACGUGUCACGUGUACGCAAUUGGUGUGAAUCCGCCUUAUUUAAGGGCGGGACAUACGCAAGAGAGAGAUGCGUGAUGUUUGAAUAACGCAAAUCAAUAUUAUAUUAAUUUUUUACAAAUUAAUUAAUGUUUUUAAAUUUUAGAGUAUUCACUACUGUUCUAACCAAUGUAAUAAGCAAAGGACAGACAUACUUAAUUUAUUGAUGGGAUUACGUAACAGAGAAUCCUAUGCUAACUUCUCUCCGUGGAUAGGGUUUAGUGUGACAGAAUGUGCCAUAUUAGUGUCCCGUAUUGUAAUGUGCUAGAUAGAAUAACUCAAAAUUUAGAAAACCUCAACACAAAAACCUCUAUAAGAAAACUGGAAAAGAGCUGAUAACUUUCAAACGGCUGAACCGAUUUUCUUCGAUUAUAGCUAAGAUUUAAGAACU